This is a messenger RNA of Oncorhynchus tshawytscha (Chinook salmon), 4020 nucleotides long. RefSeq names its product growth arrest-specific 6 (gene gas6). The record is from RefSeq and is a predicted model, not a curated record. The transcript is spliced from 15 exons. Gene Ontology annotation, cellular component: extracellular region. Bases 610 to 2559 code for a protein of 649 amino acids. Gene Ontology annotation, molecular function: calcium ion binding. Lineage: Eukaryota; Metazoa; Chordata; Actinopteri; Salmoniformes; Salmonidae.
CUACGCAAAGUCACUGCAGGUAGCUGGGCAGGGGCAGAAAGACUGCAGUCACACACAGAGAGAGAGAGAGAGAGAGAGAGAGAGAGAGAGCUCCCAUAGCACUGCCGAACGGCAGAGCAAAAGCGACUCUUCAUUGCUAACUCCCGCCUGCGUGCAGUCGACGUAACUUUUCCAACAAAAAAAGCAACUCCCCUUCGGAUGUGUAGGUUGUGUCCUUUGUCCACAGUUCGGGCUCGUCGCUGGGUGUAUUUUACGCCUGCUACGUUAGUAGCUGGAACAACCAAACGAGAUGGGGGCGAAGUAGGUGGCUCGCCAGAUAAGAGUGAAGGUUGGACUGUCUGUACUGCAGUGGCGGUGGGAAGCCUUGGUUGUGGUAUGCGGACUAAGUAGCUAGGAAGCAAGGAUACGAGUGAAGAAGGAAAACGCUGAGUUAAGUGUAACUGCAUUCUCGCCUGCUGUGAAGUGAAUGUUUGAACUUGCAGUGUGUUUUAUACACGACUGCUACCUGGUUGCUAGCUAGAAGCUACAUUGAACACACAGAGGGAGAGAGAGAGAGAGAGAGAGAGAGAGAGAGGGAGAAACUUUCCAGCCUGACGCAGAACCGCAGACAUGCAGUUGACAGAGAUCCUUGGUUCAGGAACCUUCCUGAUCCUGCUCCUUGUCCCGUGGUCCGACAGCCUUUCCUUGUCCCCGGAAGAAGCUAACCAGUUCUUGAGGAGACACAGGAGAGCGAAUCACGUUUUCGAGGAGACGAAACAAGGGCACCUGGAGCGAGAGUGUGUGGAAGAGAAGUGUAGCAAAGAGGAGGCGAGAGAAGUAUUCGAGAACGACCCUGAAACAGACUACUUCUUUCCAAAGUACUUGGCGUGCAUGGAGAAGUUUGGGGACACGGACAAGAAGAAACAAGACCUGAUCACCUGUGUUCACAAUAUUCCAGACCAGUGCUCUCCAUCUCCCUGUAAUCCUCGAGGUACGGUGCGCUGUGAGGACCAAAAGGGCGACUUCCUCUGCCACUGCUUCACUGGCUGGACAGGAGUCCGUUGUGAGAAAGAUGUCAACGAGUGCAUCAAGAAGAAUGGAGAAUGUGACCACGAGUGUAACAACACUAUAGGUAGCUACCAUUGCUCCUGUCGCCGCGGUUACAUGCUGGUUGGACGCCAGAUGUGUAACGACGUGGAUGAGUGCCAGGAUCCAGGUAUGUGUGGGACAGCGAGGUGUGUGAACCAGGAUGGAGCCUAUGACUGUCUGUGUGAGACGGGAUAUGUUUACGACCACAACACCAAGACCUGCCUAGAUGUGGACGAGUGUGAGCAGGGAGUGUGUGAGGAGUGUGUGAACACACCCGGUAGUUUCCGGUGUUUCUGUGACGGUCGGCAGGGCAAGAAGUUGAGCCACGACCUCAGGAGCUGUCAGGAGAUCACUACAUGCGUCUCUCUCACCAUGAAGAGGAACUCCCGUUCUCUCUACCUGGGCCGAAUGUUCAGCGGAGUCCCAGUGGUCAGGCUACGCUUCCGCAGGAGAGUCCAGACUGGCUUCUCAGCUGAGUUUGACCUCCGUACCUUUGACCCAGAGGGGGUCAUCUUCUUCGCUGGUGGUCACCUGAACAGUUCUUGGAUUGUUCUUGCAAUGCAUCAUGGGAAACUGGAGCUGCAGCUGAGGUACGGGGCGGUCAGCCGGGUCACCAGCAGCGGGCCUGCCGUCAACGACGGACAGUGGAGAAAGAUCUCAGUGGAGGAGCAGGGGCGGAGUCUGGUGAUAAAGAUUGACAGGGAGGCAGUGAUGAAGAUAGCUGUGAAUGGAGAUCUGUUCACCCUGAAGAAAGGCAUGCAUGAACUCAACCUGACUGUAGGGGGCGUCCCUUUCAAAGAGGACAGUCUCAUCAACCAGGUGAACCCGAGGUUUGAUGGCUGUAUGCGUGAGUGGCGCUGGUUAACCGGAGAGGAUACGUCCAUUCAGGAGACCAUCAGGUCUAAUGACAACAUGCAGUGUUUCAGUACAGAAAACCCCGGAACCUAUUACCCUGGGACAGGCUUCGCUCUGUUCAACAUCACAUACGCAGAGUCCCAGUCUCUGAGUAUCCAGCUGACUCUGAGACCAGCCUCCACUGUUGGGGUUCUAUUGGCCCUGGUUUAUCAGGACAGCGUCCCUCUCUCCAUCUCUCUCUCCGACUACCACAGAGACAACCAGGAGUGGCGGGAGUAUGUCCUGGUCUCUGUGGGUGACGUGAUUGUGGCCAGCGCCCCGGCCUUCCUGUGUGAUGCAGAGGUUCAUGAGGUCAAUGUGACGGUCAGUGGGAACCUGACCAUACUAGAGGUGGACGGUCAGCCUGGACAGAGUCACACCACACCUGGACAGGAGACGGUUGACCUCAGCCUGCCUUCAACCACCUUUAUAGGAGGGCUCCCCGACGUGCCCCUGGUGUCGACCCUGGUGUCGUCGUUCUACCGCGGCUGCAUGGAGGUGACGAUCAACGGCCUGGCUCUGGACCUGGACGAGGCCUUCCACAAACACAACGACAUCCGCUCCCACUCCUGUCCUCUGCUGGGGGGGGCCUUGUGACCGCUGCAGUCCCCUUCAGCCCCGUCCUCAAUGGAGCAGGGGGGAGUUGCCCCUAGACACUGAUCUUGGGUCAGUUUGACAUUUCCCCCACAGAUGGUUAAGGUUAGGAUUAGGGGGAGUGGAAGCUGAUCCUAGAUCUGUAGCAAGGGGAGACUUCACCCUGUCCACUACAGUCCACCAUAACCCACAGGGCCUUAACCUAAGCAAGGAUUGAGUCCAAAAUAGCACUCUAUUCCCUAUAUGACCCCUAUGGGUUCUGGUCAAAACUAGUGCACUAUUUAGGGAAUAGGGUGCCAUUUGGAAUGUACCCAGGAGCUGGCCGAGUGGCCAACCCUUCUCCUGACCAACCCUCAGUCAUUCUGCCCUCAGCGUGAUUGAAUGUAGGAGCAGCACUCUCACAUCUGAGGUUGCAGGUGCGUAGAGGAAAAUUCAGUGAUAUCUUGAAAACAAAAAGCCAAUAUUUCACACGGCUCUUGACAGUAUGUUUUAGUGUAAUAAGCUUAUGUAUCGGCCUCACGGCCUUCGUCAGAGCUCACGGUGAUCAAACUGGAUCCAUAAGUGGAAUAACUGGCAGUACUCCAGAAGAGGUUUGGUCAACUGACCCAGUCCAUUGUGGAACAAACCCUAUAAGGUGUGUGGGGUGUAAUUCAGUAGCACAAGGCUUUGUUGUUGUAAAACUUGCACACCAUCGCAGGUGAAAAUGGACUGAGUUUAAUAAAAACAUCUGUUCGGUGCUUUCCAACUUAAUGCAAACUUAGUCUACCUGCAAUUUAGCUCUGCACACUGCCUACAGAUUACAACAUAAGGCCUUCUGUUAAUAUGACCCCAUUAAAGACCCUUCCUUCCCCUCCCAAACCAUGCUUCUAGUCCUCCACAGUUACAUCCACCCACCGUCAGCCAAUGAAACACUCCAUACUGUCCCCCUUUCACAUGCCCCGCCCUCCUUCCCUCAGUAUCACCAAUCAGCACACGCCAGGAACACACUUUAAGCCAAUCAGACGAGGCUAAUUAACAUGCAGUAACCAAUCAGACACACGGGAAGGGAGCACUGCUUCACCCCACUGAGCUACUGAGAGAAUAGGAGUGGAAGUGUUGUAAUAUACUGUAUGUGUAAAUAAUGUGAUGCUUUUUAGAAAAAAAGACAAAAGGAAACAAACAAAGACCUGAACACAUUGAGAGAAUCACCCAAAACAGUUUCACUUCUCUACAGAAUGUCAGAACAAACCUCUUUCAUCAUUUCAUUAGGCCAGAAAGGUAUUUCCUCCUCUGGGAUCUAGAGUUUCUUGAUGAGUUUCACAAUGGAGCGAUCAAUGGUUUUCUCUUCUGCGUUGUGUGUUAUUAUACUAUAGGUUUGUUUGGCUGCUGAUUUGUUCUCCUGUCUUUAAGUCUUUACAUCCCUGAUCACAUCAAUUCAGUCUGAUUUGAAAACGUAAUAAAGAUGAUGACAUGGGAGUUUUAAAA